This is a messenger RNA of Haplochromis burtoni (Burton's mouthbrooder), 8357 nucleotides long. It is a transcript of the gene taok2a, whose product is annotated as TAO kinase 2a. Gene Ontology annotation, biological process: protein phosphorylation. The record is from RefSeq and is a predicted model, not a curated record. The transcript has 20 exons. The coding region runs from base 968 to 4534 and encodes 1188 amino acids. Lineage: Eukaryota; Metazoa; Chordata; Actinopteri; Cichliformes; Cichlidae. Gene Ontology annotation, molecular function: protein kinase activity; ATP binding.
CAAACCUUCAGCUUCAGAAUCAGCGCAAAAAGGGCGUGAACACAAAGCUCGACCCGCCGACACAUCAGAGUCAGCGAGCUGUCGGCUUUCAGCCCCGACCGUGUCCGUGCCGUCGGUGAGAAAGUCACAGCUCACUGAUCCUGAUGCGUCGGCGGGUCGAGCUUUGUGUUCACGUCUCUGUGCAGAAGCCUGUUCCUGCUCUCAGUUACUGUUUUAAUCUUUGGUGGUUGUUGAAACUGAGAUUCUGGCGUUUCGGGCAAAAUAAAUUUAUAUUAAAAAAUCGAUUCAGGAUUUUAAUGAAUCGAUAUCACGUUAUCCAAGCCAGAAUCGAUUUUAAUCGAUAAAUCGAUCAUCAAAACCCGCCCCUAACAAUGGUAGCGCAUGUAUGACAGAGUGACAGUCGCUGGGAUUUGGUGCUGUAUAAAUUCGGUUUUUAUCCUGUUAAAUUAACGCGGUGUUAACGUUACACACGGGAAGAACCGCCGACUUACGGCUGCGCUGUUGUUUCCCAUAGAGGAGGUGGGAGUGGUCGCCACGGUAGGUGGAGCUGCAGGUAUCGGGCGCGUUGCUGUCUGUGUAUCAGGUUAUUCUUAAUGAUUAACAUUUAUGUUUUUUGAAACGCCAUCUCUUGGAAUUCCUCGAAACGUUGUUCAUUGUUGUGCACUUGAAUUUCCUCACCUGCUGAGGGAGGAGCUUGUGCAUACCUGUCUGCAGGAGCUCUAAAGUUGUGUAUCAGUGGGAGGAGGUGAACACGGCACUGUUCAUACCGAGAGUGCAUCAAAUGAACACCUGAUCCAUUUUGGACAGCCAAACAUUUGAAGCGUCUGCACCGAAGCGCCGGGCUGGUUAUCGUCGGCGUCGUUAGUUUUCGUACGAGUGGAUCUCCUCUAAUGUUUUUCAGCAGCGCUGUUGUCGUAGAAACAAGAACACAGAGGCUGAACGUGACUGCUCGGACUGGGCCCUGGCCAUGCCCUCGAAUGCGCGGGCGGGCAAUCUGAAGGACCCCGAGGUGGCUGAUCUGUUCUGCAAAGAUGACCCGGAGAAGCUGUUCACCGACCUCCGGGAGAUCGGCCACGGGAGCUUUGGAGCGGUGUACUUUGCCCGAGAUGUCAGCAACAAUGAAGUGGUGGCCAUCAAAAAGAUGUCGUACAGCGGCAAGCAGACCAACGAGAAAUGGCAGGACAUCAUCAAAGAGGUGAAGUUCCUGCAGAAGCUUCGCCACCCCAACACCAUCGAGUACCUGGGCUGCUACCUGAAGGAGCACACGGCAUGGCUGGUGAUGGAGUAUUGCCUCGGCUCGGCCUCAGACCUCCUUGAAGUUCACAAAAAGCCGCUCCAGGAAGUAGAAAUAGCUGCUAUUACCCACGGUGCACUGCAGGGGUUGGCAUAUCUUCACUCUCACAAUAUGAUUCACAGGGACGUGAAGGCAGGAAACAUCCUGCUGACGGAGCCGGGUCAGGUCAAACUGGGGGACUUUGGCUCCGCCUCCAUCGUGUCUCCGGCCAACUCCUUCGUGGGGACGCCAUACUGGAUGGCUCCGGAGGUGAUCUUGGCCAUGGAUGAGGGCCAGUACGACGGGAAGGUGGACGUCUGGUCCCUGGGCAUCACCUGCAUAGAGCUGGCGGAGAGGAAACCCCCCCUGUUCAACAUGAAUGCUAUGAGUGCCUUAUACCACAUCGCUCAGAAUGAAAGCCCCGUCCUGCAGUCCAAUCACUGGUCCGAUUCCUUCCGCAGUUUUGUCGACUCUUGCCUACAGAAGAUUCCCCAGGACCGGCCUACCUCGGACGUGCUUCUCAAUCAUCGCUUCUUGUGCCACGAGCGCCCGCUGACCGUCGUCAUGGACCUGAUCGCACGAACCAAGGACGCGGUGAGGGAGCUCGACAACCUGCAGUACCGCAAGAUGAAGAAGAUCCUGUUCCAGGAAACCCAACAGAACGGCCCCGUCACCGAGGGAGGCGAGGAGGAGGAGGAGGUGGAGCCGUACCUGCUGCAGACGGGCACCGUUAACAGCAUGGAGAGCUCCCAGUCUGUUCCCAGUAUGUCCAUCUCAGCCAGCUCUCAGAGCAGCUCGGUCAACAGCCUCGCCGACGCCUCCGAUGACAGCAGCAACGAGAUGGCCAUGAUGCAGGAGGGCGAGCACACGGUCACCUCCAACAGCUCCAUCAUCCACCGACCCACGGGUCAGGACAACAUCUACGAUGACCCGUACCAGCCAGAGAUGGAUCAGCCUCAGGCUCCUUCAGCUGGACGCCGGCGAGCCUUCUAUCGAAACCGUGACCACUUUGCCACCAUCCGCACGGCCUCUUUGGUGACCCGUCAGAUCCAGGAGCACGAGCAGGGCUCGGCGCUGCGUGAGCAGAUGUCCGGCUACAAGCGCAUGAGGCGGCAGCACCAGAAGCAGCUGAUGAGCCUGGAAAACAAGCUGAAGGCGGAGAUGGACGAGCAUCAGCUGAAGCUGGACAAAGAGCUGGAGAACCAGAGGAACACGUUCUCCACAGAGGCCGACAAGCUGGCCAAGAAGCACCAGGCCAUCCUGGAGAAGGAGACGAAAGCUGCUCUGACGGAGGAGAAGAAGUUCCAGCAGCACAUCCUGGGCCAGCAGAAGAAGGAACUCACCAGUUUACUGGACUCACAGAAACGCCAGUACCGCCAGCGCAAGGAGCAGCUGAAAGAGGAGCUGAGCGAGAACCAGUCGACUCCGAAGCGAGAGAAGCAGGAGUGGCUGGUCCGUCAGAAGGAGUGUCUGCAGCAGAUGCAGGCGGAGGAGGAGGCCAGCCUGCUGCGGCGCCAGCGGCAGUACUACGAGCUGCAGUGCCGCCAGUACAAGAGGAAGAUGCUGCUGGCUCGCCACAACCUGGAGCAGGACCUGCUCAGAGAGGAGCUGAACAAGAAGCAGACCCAGAAGGACCUGGAGUGCGCCAUGCUGCUACGGCACCACGAGUCCACCCAGGAGCUCGAGUUCAGGCAGCUGGGCACGAUGCAGCGCACCCGGGCCGAGCUGAUCCGAACGCAGCACCAGACCGAGCUGACCAAUCAGAUGGAGUACAACAAGCGGCGUGAGCAGGAGCUUCGGCAGAAGCACGCCAUGGAGGUCCGGCAGCAGCCCAAGAGUCUCAAGUCCAAAGAGCUGCAGGUCAAGCGUCAGUUCCAGGAGACCUGCAAGAUCCAGACCCGUCAGUACAAAGCUCUGAGGAACCACCUGCUGGAGAGCACUCCAAAGUCCGACCACAAGGCCGUCCUCAAACGCCUCAAAGAGGAGCAAACACGUAAGCUGGCCAUCCUGGCCGAGCAGUACGACCACUCCAUCAACGAAAUGCUGUCCUCUCAGGCUGUGAGUAAGGCAAGGAAACCUCCGUGCACCUGCACACCUGACAACCACCCACACCUGAAACCCCGCACACCUGACAACCUCCCACACUUCAGCACCUGCACACCUGACAACCUGCACCUUAGAACCAGAGGCCUGUACUACAAGGCAGGAUUUGGUCUUAUCCAGCUGCGGCUGGAUGAGACGCAGGAGGCCGAGUAUCAGGUGCUCCGCAUGCAGCUGCAGCAGGAGCUCGAGCUGCUGAACGCCUACCAGAGCAAGAUCAAGAUCCACACGGACACGCAGCACGAGCGCGAGGUGAAGGACCUGGAGCAGAGGGUGUCGAUCCGCCGGGCGCUGCUGGAGCAGAGGAUCGAGGAGGAGAUGCUGACUCUGCAGAACGAGCGCUCCGAGCGAAUCCGGACGCUGCUCGAGCGCCAGGCUCACGAGAUUGAGGCCUUCGACUCGGAGAGCAUGCGUCUGGGCUUCAGCAACAUGGCGCUGACCGGCAUCCCGGCAGAGGCCUUCAACCAGGGCUACCCGACCCCCAGCCCGUCCUCGGGCUCCGGCGGCUGGCCGUCGCGGCCCGUACCGCGCUCCGGCAGCCAUUGGAGCCACAGCGUGCAGAACUCUGUGACGACUCCAUCCUGGCGCAGCCAGAAUCACGGCGGUGGAGGCUUCAGCCGCGCCGAGUCCAUCGCCUCGUCCCACGUCCUUGGCAGGGAUGGCGAGAUGAGCAAGAGCCGGGGCCACUCCUCCUCCCAUCACCAGCAGCACUACCUCCCCCAACACUACCAACACCACCAGAGCACGCCGCAGCUCUACCGCGAUGCCCACGAGCGCGACUCCAGGGAGCGGGACCGCUCCAGGGAGUGGGUGGGAGGAGGCGGACACUACGCCCAUCACUCCCAGGUCCACCACCUCUCCUCCCACGCCUCCUCGCAGUCCCUGGCCCUCCUGCCUCCGCCACCUCCGCCUCCUCCCAUCGCCCUCUCCACCUCCUCCCCUCCCUCCUCCACCUCCUCGUCCUCUUCCUCACAGGGCGGCUACGGCGGCGGCGGUCUGAGUGUAAGGGGCCCCAGCCUGAUGGCGCUCAGGAACAGCCCUCAGCCGCUGAGGCGGACAGCCUCCGGGGGGCCAGGCGGCGGGGGGAGCGACGGCGGGUUAACCCGGAGCACAUCGGUCACCUCGCACAUCUCCAACGGCUCUCACCUCUCCUACUCGUGAAUCCGGCGCCAGUUUUAGUCUGGGGGCGCCGUCCUGCUUCUCUCAGGGGACACAGAAGCAGAACGGCGCCAUUUUGACCUUUUCGGUCUUCAGCGCUUCAAUCCUAAAAACAAACAUGUCACAAGUUUUAAAAAAUCAAUUUUGAACGUGCCCUUUAUACGCAGUCACUGCAGCUGCACGGGGGCAGCGAUCCAAUCAGCCAACAACACGUCAACCGAGACAGAGCGACGGCUGUGGAGCUUCCACUCGGCUCGCAGUGCUUUAAAAACCACUGUAACUAUGUACAUAACUGAACUGUAGACGCCGUUUCUGGUUCCUAAGUGUUUCAAACAUUCAGGGCGGGGGGCGGGGCUUGAAGGCGGCGGUGUACAGGCGGCGACCGAGGGAAGAUUUCUUAAAAUCAACUUUUAUUUGUAGUGCUAAGAUUCUGUACACGACAAUAAAAACAAACACUGCCAUCUUUCUGUUGACCCGAGACCAACCUGCCACUGCCCUCCAAGCCACUUAAAGGAACACGCCCAUGUCGCCGCGAGUCGCCUCGGCGUCAGCGCGCUCCGUACAGGAAGCCCCUCCAUCUUUGUUUUUCUUGUGUUCAAACAACCAAGUUUACGAGAUCUCUGCGUAGUGACGUUUACACUUGUCUCUGAGGCAGAUGUUCUACUUCCUGUUGAUCCCAUCGUACGGGAAUGAUCUACUGGUCAGCAGGGGGCGCUGUGAGUGGUCAGCGAGCAGACUGAAAGAGCACGUUUUAUUUUAGUUCCCGUCUUCGCUAACGUCUGCUCAUGCGUGCUGGUUUUAGAUGGCACCCGUUUCUGAACGAUAACUCCAGCAGGCGUCAGGAGGAUAGUCCGCUGCCUGUGGACGAUCUGUGCCACGUUCGUACUCUCAGCACGCCGCGCAGAAUUUAGCUUCUGGUCAGUUGUUUGCGCCUUUACUGUGCAGGUAAAUGUAACUUAAAGGUGUGUUUACCUGCCGUCAUUCUCCUGUUGUAAUGCUAAGCUAGGCUAACCUCCCUGUGCUUAUUCUGAGAGCUCGAUGUCGGGCGACUCGUUCCUUCAAAGUGACGCUGCUGCAGAGUUUUAGAGCUGAAUGUGUGUGUGUGUGUGUGUGUGUGUGGUGUGUGUGUGUGUGUGUGUGUGGUGGUGUGCGCGCGCGCGCCGACAGCUAACCCCACACCUGACCCCCCCCCAUCCCUCCCUCCACACUCUGCAUCUGUAGAUAAGGUGUACAUGUGUGUCACAGAGUAGUGCGGUGCAUGGAGCUCGUGUACAGGCGGCGUUUGUAUGAAUAAACAUGCACACUACCUAUUUAUAUAAAUGCUUAUAAAUGUAAGAUACCUGUGUACAGGUAGCAGGUAAACUGACGAUUGUUCACUGUCCAAAACUCUUGACUUGUACAUAGAAGCACUAAUAACUCUGAGGCUGUGUUAGAGUAAUAAUGAUGACUAUUUUGUCACGUGACUUGAUUUGUAGACGAAUAGACGCCAUCAUUAUUAUUACCUCUACUGCAGCUGGAAUAUUUAUGUUGUACGCUAAUUUUUAAAUGUGGAUUGCCAAUUUUGACCACUAGGUGGGGAAUAAGCGCAAUGUUACUGUGAUAGAGUUAUAAAAAAUAUUCACGUUUCUAAGGAGGACAAAAGGACUACCUUUCCCAGCAUUCCUGUCGAGGUCUCAGGGUGGGAGUCUCCAGUUCUGGGCAGGGCUGCGGGGUUUUUUGUUUUGUUUGUUUUCAUUUCUUUCUUUUUUUGUUUUGUUUGUUUUCAUUUCUUUCUUUUUUUGUUUGUUUGUUUUGAGCCAGUAUUAUCACAUGACGUAUGGACAUAUUUCCAGAUCUUUCACUACGUUUUGGUGCCAUAACUUUAUCAUUUUUUUGUUUUACACAUCGUCUUUAUGGUGCGAAAGACUUUCCCAAAAACACUGUAACAUCUGCAAGAACACCUCCAAAUACGGAAGCCCAAAGGUGUCCAAUAUUAGGCUUUUAAAAAAAAACAAAAAGGAUAAUAGUGUUUAUUAGCAUAAGCAGGUUUUAAAACGUCAACCUAUUAUUAAUACAUUCUUUAAUAACUAAAGGCAGGUUAACACUAAGAAUUUUAUUUAUUUAUUUAUUUUUUUAGAUUUUUAAAUAAAGAUUCACAUUUAUUCCCUAAAGAAUUCCAGUUUUGUGUGUUUUGAGCUGGCAGUGAACUUCAGAGCGGUAAUUAUAAUUUUAUUUCAAAGUUAGAGUAAAACCACUUUUACAUUUAUUUUUUUAAAUUUCUUCACAGUAUUUUCCCCAAAGUAACUGAACCAAUUAAUUAAUCAGACAUCAGCAACUCACCUCUGUCAUCCUUUGUUUUGCCUCCCUUUAGUUGUAAUGUUAUACAUUUUUUUUUUAUUUAUUGGUUUUUAUAUUUGAGAUUUUAAAAACUUUUAAAUUAGAUGAGAGCCAAAAAGAGACUUCUGUUAAAACGACCUUUCAGUCACUCCAUUUUUCUUUCUAAACAAAAAACCCAUUUGGUGUUCAUGAGUUACAUUUUAAGAUUUUAAAGAGUUUCAAGUUUGUUUGGCUAAACUUCAAAUUAUAUGCGUUUGAGAUGAAUAUUGGCAUUUUUGGGCCUCCGUACAGGAAUUCCACUCUGUGUGUUUUCCAGACAAACACCUCUGUUUCAUUUUGCACAGUCCGAAUGGGUAGAAGAUCAUCUUUUUGUCACCUCUACCUCAUUUGCACUGAAAGGAGACGAAUGUUCAGGUGGACUAAAGAGGAAAAACAAACAUUUCUUGGCUUUUUUUCAUUUUCCUUCACUUUGUGCAAAUGUUGACGGGACAAUGAGUGCAAGCAGGAAGGGACAAACUUAACGUCACGCUCAGUGGAAAGCUGUCUGCAGGACAUGCUGGACUUAAAAAAACAUGAGACGCUGUACUGAGGAAGAUGAUUGGUGGGGCGGGGUGGGGCAACGUGGACUGAGUGCUCCUCCUCCUCCUUCCUCCCAAAAAGAAACAAAACAAAAAAACUUCAUUUUGCCAACUUUGUUUUUUGUUUUUUUUUUUAAAUAGCAUUUAUUGUGAAAUGCUAACCAUUCCUCAAGUGUUAUUUUGCCAAUUAAAGCUGCAGACUGAGGAAGAGUCCAGAUCUUCAUCUACGUUUACAGCCGUGAGCAGUUUACUGACUGCAGGAUUUCUGUGUAUUGUCACGUGGUCACAAUUUAUAGGACGUGUUCAUGUUUGCUAUCCUUAGCGACAGUUACUGAGAUGUUUUCAUGUUCUGGUCAACAAAACAUUUAAAAUGCUUUUUAAAUGUGACGUCUUUAUAUUAGGUCAAUCGAACGGUUUGAUUGGAAAUUUAUUGGACAAAGUUGGAUUGCCAUGUUGGAUCUUCUGACAUUUUUAAAUAUCUCGUCUCCUUUAAGAGGAAAGAUGUUCACAAAGGAAAUUUCUUUAAAAUUUAUAUUAUUAUAAAAUGACAUCGUUCUUCUGCUGGUUGUUCUUUCCCAUAAAGUUUUUAUGUGCUAAAUUACAGCAAAAGUCCUAAAAACACAAAUGAAUUACAUUUAAAGUCGUGUAAAACAAAUUUUUGGAACUAGAAAAAAGAUGUCUUUAGCAGCAAAAGUUCCAAUCUUAAUCAAUUUACUGUUUCAGCCCCACAUUUUUCACUUUUUCUACUUUUUAUUUUAUUUUCUCAACUACUCUGUGCUGUGUUCAAGGACAGUUUGACAUUUAAAAACUGAAGGUUCACUCUGUUUGAAAGCGCAAAGUUACCGAUUUCAAGAGUCGAUGGCAAACAAAAUGUUUCUGUUCAAUUCCUCACAUUUCCUCCUGCAGCUUUAAACUUUCAAGGAAAAAGGGGG